Molecule: messenger RNA, 1584 nt
Organism: Ustilaginoidea virens
Lineage: Eukaryota; Fungi; Ascomycota; Sordariomycetes; Hypocreales; Clavicipitaceae
Exons: 5
Coding region: 1-1584 (527 amino acids)
Biological process (GO): L-glutamate catabolic process
Cellular component (GO): cytosol
Molecular function (GO): glutamate decarboxylase activity; pyridoxal phosphate binding
Source: RefSeq, a predicted model, not a curated record
AUGGUUCACCUCAGCGCGAUUGUGAACGGCAAUGCCGAUGCUUCCAGCUCCGGCGACAAGGUUUCCAAGCUGGCUGACCAGGCUGCCAGCCUGUUGCGUCUGUCUUCGGAUGCCGAUGACAUGACCACGAGUGUGUACGGCUCUCGUUUCGCCGAGCAGGACCUCCCCAAGUUGGAGAUGCCUGAGCGUGCCAUGCCCCGCGAGGUUGCCUACCGGAUGAUCAAGGAUGAUCUCAGUUUGGACAACAACCCCAAGCUCAACUUGGCCUCCUUUGUCACCACUUACAUGGAAGAAGAAGCCGAGAAGCUCAUGGCCGACUCGCUUUCCAAAAACUUCAUCGACUACGAGGAAUACCCCCAGUCGGCCGACAUCCAGAACCGCUGCGUCAACAUGAUUGGCAAGCUCUUCCACGCACCUAGCGGCACCUCUGUCGGCACCUCGUCCGUCGGCUCGUCCGAAGCCAUCAUGCUCGCCGUCCUGGCCAUGAAGCGUCGCUGGAAGAUGCGCCGCCAGGCCGAGGGCAAGAGCACCGACCGACCCAACUUGAUCAUGUCGUCCGCCGUCCAAGUCUGCUGGGAAAAGGCGACUCGCUACUUUGAAAUCGAGGAAAAGUUCAUCAACUGCACCCCGACACGUUUCGUCAUUGACCCAGAGGAGAUGGUGGCCAGCUGCGACGAGAACACCAUUGGCUGCAUUCUCAUCCUGGGAACCACGUACACGGGUGAUUACGAGGAUGUCAAGGCCGUGAAUGACCUGCUGGUGCACAAGAACCUCCAUGUUCCCAUCCACGUCGACGCUGCCAGCGGCGGCUUCGUCGCCCCCUUUGUGGUGCCCGAUCUGCAGUGGGACUUUAGAUGCGAAAAGGUCGUGUCCAUCAACGUAUCCGGCCACAAGUACGGCUUGGUGUACCCCGGUGUCGGCUGGGUCGUCUGGCGAGCCCCCGAGUACCUGCCCCAAGACCUCGUCUUCAACAUUGACUACCUCGGAGCCCAGCAAUCGUCCUUUACGCUCAACUUUUCAAAGGGCGCCUCCCAGGUCAUCGGCCAGUACUACCAGCUCAUCCGGCUCGGCAAGCAGGGCUACCGCGCCAUCAUGAGCAACCUCACCCGCACGGCAGACUACCUCAGCGACUCCCUCCAGGAGCAAGGCUUCGUCAUCAUGUCCAAGCGCUCGGGCCGAGGCCUCCCCCUCGUCGCCUUCCGCUUCGCAGGGCCAAACGACAAGGACGGCCGAGACGGCCGGCACUACGACGAGUUCGCCCUCGCGCACCAGCUGCGAUGCCGCGGAUGGGUCGUCCCCGCCUACACCAUGGCCCCCAACACCAACAAGAUGAAGAUGCUGCGCGUGGUGGUGCGAGAAGACUUUACCCGGGCCAGGUGCGACGUGCUCAUUGAGGACAUCAAGCUGUGCAUGGGCAUGCUGGAGGAAAUGGACCGAGACGCCGUCAAGACGCAGGAGGAAUACGUCAAGACGCACAUGCUUUCCUCGGGGAAGCCUCGAAAUGCCAAGCACGCCACCCACCACUACAAGAACGAGGGCCACUCUCUGCAAGGAAAGACGGGAAAGACGCACAGCGUUUGCUAG